Messenger RNA from Pipistrellus nathusii (Nathusius's pipistrelle), 1296 nucleotides. NCBI's taxonomy places the organism in Eukaryota, Metazoa, Chordata, Mammalia, Chiroptera, Vespertilionidae. The record is from the annotation of a GenBank genome assembly.
AUGCCCGCGCGCCCCGGACGCCUCCUCCCCGCGCGGCCCCGGCUGCUGGCGCCGGCCGCGCUGCUGCUGCUGCUACUCGGCCCCGGCGGGCGCGGGCGCUGGGGCGCGGGGGCCCAGGUGCCGGGCGCGGCGGCGCAGGAGCCCCUCCCGGCGUUCGGCGGGGAGCCGGAGGACCCGCACACCAAGCACCUGUACACGGGCGACAUGUUCACGCACGGGAUCCGGAGCGCCGCGCACUUCGUCAUGUUCUUCGCGCCCUGGUGCGGACACUGCCAGCGGCUGCAGCCUACUUGGAAUGAACUGGGAGACAAGUACAACAACAUGGAAGAUGCCAAAAUCUACGUGGCUAAAGUGGACUGCACGGCCAGCUCAGACGUGUGCUCCGAACAGGGGGUGCGAGGAUACCCCACCUUGAAGCUGUUCAAGCCUGGCCAGGAAGGUGUGAAAUACCAAGGUCCCCGGGACUUGCAGGCGCUGGAAAACUGGAUGCUGCAGACACUGAACGAGGAGCCUGCGACACCGGAGCCAGAACCAGAACCGCCCAGGGCCCCUGAGCUCAAGCAGGGACUGUAUGAGCUCUCUGCAAACAACUUUGAGCAGCACGUCGCACAAGGCGACCACUUCAUCAAGUUCUUCGCUCCGUGGUGCGGUCACUGCAAAGCGCUGGCCCCGACCUGGGAGCAGCUGGCCCUGGGCCUCGAACAUUCCGAAGCUGUCAAGAUUGGCAAGGUGGACUGCACGCAGCACCACGCGCUCUGCUCUGGCAACCAGGUCCGAGGCUAUCCCACGCUCCUCUGGUUCCGGGACGGCAAAAAGGUGGACCAGUACAAGGGAAAGCGGGACCUGGACUCGCUGAGAGAGUAUGUGGAACAGCAGCUCCAGGGUGCAGACCGCGGCGCCCCAGAGACCACCCCACCCACGGAGGCCCCGGUGGGUGCUGCAGAGCCCGAGGCCGACAAGGGCACUGUGCUGGCACUCACAGAAAACAACUUCGAUGACACCAUAGCAGAAGGAAUCACCUUCAUCAAGUUUUACGCUCCGUGGUGUGGCCACUGUAAGAACCUGGCUCCUACCUGGGAAGAACUCUCUAAAAAGGAAUUCCCUGGCUUGGCAGAGGUCAAGGUCGCCGAAGUGGACUGUACUGCUGAGCGCAACAUCUGCAGCAAGUACUCGGUACGAGGCUAUCCCACAUUGCUGCUUUUCCGCGGGGGAAAGAGAGUCAGUGAGCACAACGGCGGCAGGGACCUUGACUCGUUGCACCACUUCGUUCUGCGCCAGGCGAAGGACGAGCUAUAA